Messenger RNA from Angiostrongylus costaricensis, 252 nucleotides. NCBI's taxonomy places the organism in Eukaryota, Metazoa, Nematoda, Chromadorea, Rhabditida, Metastrongylidae. The record is from the annotation of a GenBank genome assembly.
AUGAUCCCUUACCAAAUGGGCGUUAACUUCCUGGAGUCACAAGCUGGUAAAACCGGAUUCGGUAUGCCUAGACAGAUAUAUACUGCGUUUGUCGAUGACACUCAUGAAGACCUUCCCGCUGAUAUGGCACGCAGGCCAGAAGUCCCAUUCUGGAGUGGACAAGAUGAAGCUAGGCACGCAAACCAGACCGGAAUGGGAGCGUUUGGAACGCCUCGUGACGUCCGAGGUGAAUAUGUUCGACGCAUGUGGUAA